Molecule: messenger RNA, 1715 nt
Organism: Periconia digitata
Lineage: Eukaryota; Fungi; Ascomycota; Dothideomycetes; Pleosporales; Periconiaceae
Source: the annotation of a GenBank genome assembly
CGUGGCGUAUGCCGCUUGUGGUUGACCUGAGGCCAAGAUCCGAGUCAGUCAGUCGACGCGGUAGAAUCACCACCAUGUCCAUCUUUUUGCCCGAAAAACCUCCGCCUUGCAAUCUGGAAUACGAGCAGAUAGCAUCAUUUUACUGGGAAUUAACCAAAAGAGUCAUGCCUGACAGUAAUGGCCCAAACAUGACACGCCGUUCAUUAUCCCCUUAUCUUUGAAAUUUAAAGGUCCCCAACUAGCCAAAGACUGAGCCCUCCCACCCCAACUGCAGCCACUCUUUCACAGUCCUUACCUCUACAAUAUUCUGGUGUAAACAUGAGGGUAUCAGUACUCUGCAGCGCCACGCUCUUUUCUUGGGCGACCUUCGCCUUUCCCGCGAACCUGCUCAACGGCGAUAUCAGUGAAGCCACACUUGCAGAAAUCACUUCUUUGACGCAAAAGAUCACGAGAGACCUGGAGGCUCAGCGUCAAGGUAGCCAUGUGAAGCGCUCAUUCAAUGCAGAGGCUCAGCGUAUCGAUACCACUGGCGAACACAGAUAUAUUAAGCCAGGCCCCAAUGAUCUCCGUGGACCUUGCCCCGGUCUUAACGUCAUGGCCAACCAUGGCUACUUGCCCAGGAACGGAAUGUCGACAAUCCUGCAAACGGCUACGGCUUCCAACGAAGUUUUUGGUAUGGGCAUUGACCUUUCCACAUUUUUGUCAGUCUAUGCUGCAGUCAUGGCGGGUGACCUUACCACAUUCUCAAUUGGUGGUAAGCCCAAGAGUAGUGGGCUCCUCGGACUCACCUCAUCUCUUGGUCUCACUGGAGCACCGCAAGGUUUGAGUGCGUCGCACAAUCGCUUUGAGCAUGAUGCAUCACCCACGCGAGAUGAUUUGUACUCGACUGGCGAUACCGAUUCUCUCAACAUGGACUAUUUCAAGCAACUCCUUUCCAUGCCCCUCGGGCCAAACGGUAUUGACGAUUCAGUCUUUGCCGCGUACCGCGUUGAACGCGUCAGGCACUCGAUUGCUACAAAUGGACAUUACUUUGCCGGCCCUCUCACGUUCUUCGCGCUCAACCCUGCAACAUAUCAGUUCACCUACCGAUUCUACGCCAACCAUACCGCCGAAAACCCAGUGGGUUACCUUGAUGCCCAGACUUUGAUGGCUUUCCAAGGUGUCACUGAGGAGAACGGCGAAUACAAGUGGAAUCCAGGACAAGAGACGUUUCCUGAAAACUGGUACCGUCGUGUCAUCGGCGAUGAUUACGGCAUCGUCCCCUUUACUGCCGAAGCUGUUUCUAUCGAACUCGCAAACCCCGAACUGAUCCGACUGGGUGGAAACACGGGCGAACCAAACACUUUCACUGGUGUUGACGUCGACGACCUUACCGGUAACGUCUUGAACGCGCAAACCCUUCUCGAAGGAAACAACCUCAUGUGCCUCGCGUUUUCGGCUGCCCUUGAAGCUUCGCCUGACAUUCUCGGAGGAUUAGUUGGCAAUGUCUUGCUCGCUGUGGAGAAGUUGACUGGUGCUUUGGAACCAGUUCUUGCAUUGCUCAACUGCCCCCAGAUCACCAAGUUUGAUACGACCCUAUUCAAGGCUUUCCCUGGUGCUGGAAGUGGGUUGUAAAAGCUGGAUCGCAUGAUCAAGACAAUCAUAGACUUUAUAUCAACUUCAGACCCUCAUGUAUCAAUACCACUACUUUCUUAUGUAUCAUGCUUGUCCCUUUG